Saccoglossus kowalevskii is the source of this 2478-nucleotide messenger RNA. RefSeq lists its product as uncharacterized. The record is from RefSeq and is a predicted model, not a curated record. Lineage: Eukaryota; Metazoa; Hemichordata; Enteropneusta; Harrimaniidae.
AAACAACGGUAACAAAGACGCUCCGAGGCUACCAAUGUAAUUUCGUGUUACGUUCUAACUCUGGCGGCUUUUUCAACAUGGUUCGAGCAGAGCUAUCGGUGGUGCACUGCACGCAUAAUCUUGGCUAUAAUAUUUAAUGUUGCUAUUUUGGCGCGAUGUGAAAAUAUGGAAUGUCUCCCGAGUCUUUUUAUACAAAUUGAUGAAUCAAGACUACUGAUGUUGAAUUUACAGGUUAAAAAAUAUGACAAUUGUUCUCGAUCACGAUGGUUUCAAGAACAGCAUCAGGAGGAUGUAUUGUCACUCCUUGGAAAUAUUGUAUAUCAAUAUCUGACACAGUAUGCUAACAGAGUUAAAAAGCAUAGAAAAGACAAGUAUGUACCAAAACCUAAACAUAUCACAGGGUCAUCAGUUGCAGUGUUUUACCACUUCAUAAGAAGGACAACUCACAAUAUAUGCAUGAUGCCCCAAGAAAUUAUAGAUAAGAAAAAAAUGAAGAAAAAACCUGAGUGAAACGUUCUCAGGAAAGCAAUUUAGUAAAACAAUCAUCUGGUGCUGGAUUUAUAGCUGAUGAGAAGCAUGAAGAAGAACCAAUGGACAUUGAGUCUGAUGCUGAAGUAUCAGAAUUUCCAUCAGAUCAUUCUAUUGUUUCUACGGAGAGGAAUUGCAUCAAGACGAAUGAGUAUCCACCUGACAAAAUUUGUGAUGUUAACAAGGAAUCAGUAGAACAAAUCUGUGUGAACAGGUUAAGACGCAAGUUUGCUCAUUCAAAAAACGGGGUAUCCAAAAUAGCAAAUUCUAAAUGCAAGAUGCCACACAUAGAAAUUAACAAAACAAAGGAAAGUAUGUGUAGCCAACAGGAAACUAACAAAACAUUGGAAACACAUAAGCAGGGAACAAAAUCAAAAUUGGUGUCUGUUGAAAGAAACAAGAAAGAUGUUGGUGUGAUAGACACUGAGGUGUUACCCACUACAAUAGAGAAAGCAUACAGUGUAGGAUCAAGGGAUGUGAUUUCAUCCAGUAUUCAAGAUGUUGAGGAAUCAACAAUCACUGGAACCUCUGUUGACAAACAUCUUGUCUCAAGUGAUAACAAUGAGUCCUGCUCUGAUGCUGUUUGCACGACUGGACAUGAAGAUUUUGAUGAAUCAGAUUCACUGUCUGACUCUACAAUGUUGCCUCCUUGUAGUUCCUUAAAAAUAUGCAGCGGUAGCUCCGCUGGUGAAACUUCUCUUCAAAACAGUUUCCAACCUGCUUAUCGCAACAUCAAGCCAAAGCCAAGCAACAAAGCCAGUUAUCAGGAGUUGUUAUCCUUCAUGAAUAGUGAUACAGAGGAAAACGAUUCAGAGAGUAGUUUCAAAACAUUAGCCAAUGCUGAUUGCAAACAGUCAAGGUUGAAACUACGAAGAAUUAAGAAAACAACUACCAAAGAAGAUGUAGAUGUAGUCACAAGCAGAAAGAGAAAGAAAUCAAACUAUUUCAAGUUUCCACAGAAGAAAACUAGGAUUGAUAGAGAUGGUUGUAGUCAUGAGAAUGUCAGUUUAGUUGCAAAUUGCAGUCGUGUGUUCAAGAAAAAAGCCAACAUACCUUCAUCCAGUAUACCAGCUGAUAGUUACAGUGAUGCAAGUGGUACCGAUCAGGCUGAAGAUUUCAGUGUGGAUAAUAAAUGUAUAGUUUUAUCUGAUGUUGAUUCAGAGGACUCCAGUGUAGAUAGGCAACUUUAUAAACAGAAACUGGAACUAUCGAUUCAAAAAAUAAGGGAUGUAGUUCAGCUAAAUGAAGAAGAGAUGACCUACUUGGUGAACAAAAACGAAGGGUAUCUCAGGAAGAUAUUUCAGGGGAAGAUUUACAGUUGGAGACAUGAAGACUACAAAACUGGAGGUAUCAGAAGAAUUGAUUUGACCUAUCAAGUUCACCAUGGUUCAUUCAGUGAAGAACAACAGGAAGUUGUAAUGCAGAGUUUGAUGCUUAUGUUCUGUGCCACACAUUCAAAGUACUUAGACUAUGUCUUGAAGGUGAUGUGUCCUGAAGCUUUAAUCAAAAUUCAAAUGGAUGUCUGUAAGACCACACAUGAAGAGACAGAACGAAACAUGAAGGAAUUCCAAAAACAACGACUGAAUGAAUCCCAGAUAGUUCAACCAGAGUUUCACUAAACCUUAUAUUAAGGUUUGAAAGCAUAUUUCAGCAACAUUUUUGUCCAUGAUAAGAUUGAACAUUUUAAGAACUGGAAAGUCUGUAUCCAGUUUCAUUUUGUGAAGAAUUUUGCUUUUGUCGUCUUCUGUAAUUUUUGCAAGUGUUCCAUUUUCCCAUAACAUGUUUGUGGGCUUCUGUACGCCAUAUUCCAGUAGCUCGUUGUAAAACUGAUAUGCAACAUUUCUUUAAUAACAAAAAUAACAUUCUUUCAAUAAAUAUAAAAUUCACUUUCCCAAAGUGACUGCAGUUUAUUAAUAUCUCUGCCCCCCCCCCCAAGUCAUUAACAUAGAU